AUGCCAUCAUCAAACAUCCACCAAUCCCUCUACUCCACACUCUCAAAAUCACUAUCUUCAACCUCAACCAUCAAACAACUUCACAAGAUCCACUCACUUCUAAUCACUUCAGGUCUCCACCAAACACCAUUCUUCUCAGGCAAACUCAUCACCAAAUACUCUCACUUCAAACACCCACAUUCAUCUUCACUCAUUUUCACCACCAUAUCCCCUACAACCAAUGUUUACCAAUGGAAUACCAUCAUACGAGCCAUGACCCACAAUGGGUUGUUCACAGAAGCAUUAGAUUAUUACUAUUCAAUGAGGGUUUCGAAUAUUAAACCGGAUAAGUUUACGUUCCCUUCGGUGAUUAAUGCUUGCGCGAGUUGUUCAGGGAAGAUUGAGACGGCUAAGAUUGUUCAUGAACAUGUGUUGGAGAUGGGUUUUGGAUCGGAUUUGUAUAUCGGUAAUGCGUUGGUUGAUAUGUAUGCUAGAUUUGGUGAGCUUCGUGUUGCACGCCAGGUGUUUGAUGAAAUGCCGGAGAGAGAUGUUGUGUCUUGGAAUAGUUUGGUUUCGGGGUAUAGUGCGAAUGAGGAGUGGGAAGAAGCGUUGGAUGUAUUUUACCAGUCGAUAGUAGUUGGUGUGAGGGUGGAUUCGCUUAUGGUGUCGAGUGUUUUGGCUGCGUGUGGUGGGUCGGGUGGUUUUUCGGAAGGGCAGAUGGUUCAUGGGUUGACGGUUAAAGUUGGUAUUGAUGUUGAAACGCGAGUCUGCAACGGUCUCCUUUCGAUGUACUUUAAAUCCAACAACUUGAAAGAGUGUCGACGGGUUUUUAGUGAAACAGAUGUUAAAGAUGCUAUAACUUGGAACACUGUAAUCUGUGGUUACUCUCAAGCGUGCCUGUAUCGGGAAUCGAUAAACUUGUUUAUGGAGAUGUUGCAAGAACACAAACCAGAUAUUUUAACGGUUACUUCUGUUCUUCGUGCUUGCGGUCACACUGGCGACUUGAAAUCCGGAAGGUUUGUGCAUAAUUACAUGGAUUUAAACGGCUAUGAAUGUGACACGAAAACAAGUAAUAUCCUUAUCGAUAUGUAUUCCAAAUGCGGUUAUUUGCCAGCAGCAAGGGAGAUAUUCAACAAAAUGAAAAGCAGGGAUUUGACAUCAUGGAACGCGUUAAUCAACGGCAUUAUCAAAGCAUCGCAGUAUGAUGAAGCGUUGGCAACUUUUCGAGCAAUGAAAAUGGAUAUAAAACCUGAUUUUGUAACGUAUGUAACAAUUCUUUCUAUGUGUACACCGGCGAAGAACUUAAAGUUAGCACGAGAACUCCAUUGUGAAACAAUUAAAACCGGAUUUAACGCUUGUGUAAUUGUGAGAAACGCUCUCAUUGACGUGUAUGCUAAAUGUGGUAACAUGGAGGAUGCGCUGAACCAAUUUGAGAACAUGAACGAUCGCGAUAUCGUAUCAUGGAACACUGUUAUUUCCGCAUGUUCUCAUUCAGAAGAAUAUAACUUAGGGUUUAAAAUGAUAAGUCGAAUGAGACUCGACGGAAUACUACCAAAUAUGGCUACCAUUUUAUGUACAUUACCUCUAUGUUCAAAUCUAGGAGCAAAACGACAAGGUAAAGAGAUUCACGGUUGCGUUUUAAAGUCGGGUUUCGAGUCAAAUGUCCCAAUUUCGAACGCACUUAUCGAAAUGUACUCAAAAUGCGGUAAUUUGAGAAACUCACUUCUAGUUUUCGAGCAUAUGAAAAACCGAGAUGUUGUAACGUGGACUGCAUUGAUCUACGCGUAUGGAAUGUACGGUCAUGGCGUGAAGGCCACAACCGCGUUCGAGGAUAUGAAAGCUACAGGUAUCGUUCCCGACCAAAUCGCGUAUCUUGCCGUCAUCUUUGCAUGUAGUCAUUCAGGAUUAGUCGAACAAGGCCGGUUAUACUUCAGCCAGAUGAAAAACGACUACAACAUUGACCCACAGAUCGAACAUUACGCUUGUGUAGUUGACCUUCUUGCACGUUCCGGGAGGUUAACCGAAGCCGAAAAGUUCAUCCUUUCAAUGCCGAUAAAACCGGAUGCAAGCAUAUGGGGUUCUCUACUUAGUGCUUGCCGAGCAAGUGGACACAAGGAAAUAGCAGAACGCGCGUCGAAACAUAUUAUUAAACUAAAUUCAGAAAACACGGGAUAUUAUAUAUUAGUUUCAAACGCGUAUGCGUCGUUAGGGAAAUGGGAUCAAGUUAGAACGGUGAGAAAAUCGAUUAAAUCUAAAGGACUCAAGAAAGAUGCCGGUAAAAGUUGGAUCGAUAUCGAUAACAAGAUUUAUGCGUUUAGUAGUGGAGAUAAGUUUUUUGAACAAUAUGAAGAGGUUAAGAACUUGCUUGAGGUUCUUUACGAUUUAAUAGCAAAAGAAGGGUAUGUUGCUAACUUGAGAUCGGUAUUUCACGAUGUGAACGAAGAUGAGAAACGAGAUAUUCUUUGUGGGCACAGUGAAAGACUUGCAAUUGCAUUUGGAUUGUUAAAUACAAAAGCUGGAAUGCCGUUGCAGAUAAUGAAGAAUUUACGGGUUUGUGAGGAUUGUCAUACUGUAACAAAGUAUAUAUCGAAAAUUGUUCAAAGGGAGUUUUUGGUUAGAGAUGCGAAUCGGUUUCAUUUAUUUAAGAAUGGAUCAUGUAGCUGUGGUGAUUAUUGGUGAAGAAGAUAAGUUGCAGCCAUAGAUGACAUACACACAAAAGAUCAAUGGUGAUGGUUUUAUAUAUUGAAGACCGGACAACUUUCUGACACUGGAAAACUGGAAACAGAGGCGUGCAUAGGCCAGGAUGGGGACUAUGAGCUGCAGCUUUGGAGAGGAAAUACGCGCGCAUAUGCUGGUACUUGCUAAUCAGCUUCUCUUUAUCGGGCAAGGUCUCUUCAAUUACGGGGAUGUGAGAAAACCAUUCCUCCCAUGCUGAUAUAAGAGGAAACCGCUCUUCGUCCAAGAGUUUUAUACCACUUGUUUCUUCAACGACUUCAAGAUAAACGGCUAUCCAUCCGAACACAAGAUCUAAGAAUCCUAUUGUUUCUCCGUUGAAGAAUUUCUUUCCGGUCAGCUGUUUUUCAACGAUGACUAGCUUCUCUAUGGUAUGAGCCGUGCCUUUUCUUGCCCCACCCCUUGGGUUACAAAUGCUUACAAUACCGAUGCGAGGACCUACGUUUCAUGGAAUUUGUGUGUUAGUCAUCUUGAUUAUAAUCGAUAACUGAACCUGUAACUGAUGUUUCAGUUUUUAAUGAUCAGUUUCGGUUACAAACA
This is a messenger RNA of Helianthus annuus (common sunflower), 3252 nucleotides long. RefSeq names its product pentatricopeptide repeat-containing protein At3g03580. NCBI's taxonomy places the organism in Eukaryota, Viridiplantae, Streptophyta, Magnoliopsida, Asterales, Asteraceae. Gene Ontology annotation, biological process: RNA modification. Bases 1 to 2658 code for a protein of 885 amino acids. Gene Ontology annotation, molecular function: protein binding; zinc ion binding; RNA binding. The record is from RefSeq and is a predicted model, not a curated record. The transcript has 3 exons.